GCCCCUUCGGCCGCCAUCUUGCGAGCAGCGCUCCGCUCAUUGUCCGCCGCUCGGGCUCGGCGGGGCCGCCGCGCUCGGGCUGCCCGGAGCGUUGAACGGGGCCUCGGGGCCGGCUCGGAUUGAAGAGCCGGGGCUGGGCGGGGGCGGCAGCGGCGCCAUGGAGGAUGAAAUGCCCAAGACCCUGUACGUGGGGAACCUGUCAAGAGAUGUGACUGAAGCUCUGAUCCUGCAGCUCUUCAGCCAGAUUGGACCCUGCAAAAACUGCAAAAUGAUCAUGGAUACAGCUGGAAAUGAUCCCUACUGCUUCGUGGAGUUCUACGAGCACCGACACGCAGCGGCCGCGCUGGCUGCCAUGAACGGCAGGAAGAUAAUGGGUAAGGAGGUCAAAGUCAACUGGGCCACCACCCCCAGCAGCCAGAAGAAAGACACCAGCAACCAUUUCCAUGUCUUUGUUGGAGACCUGAGCCCGGAGAUCACGACGGAAGACAUCAAAGCAGCCUUCGCGCCCUUCGGCAGAAUAUCAGAUGCUCGGGUGGUGAAGGACAUGGCCACAGGGAAGUCCAAAGGCUAUGGCUUCGUCUCCUUCUUCAAUAAAUGGGACGCUGAGAAUGCCAUCCAGCAGAUGGGUGGGCAGUGGCUCGGGGGAAGGCAGAUCAGAACCAACUGGGCCACCAGGAAACCUCCAGCUCCCAAGAGUACCUUUGAAACAAACACCAAACAGCUCUCCUACGAGGAGGUGGUCAACCAGUCCAGCCCCAGCAACUGCACGGUGUACUGCGGGGGGGUGACCUCAGGCCUGACAGAGCAGCUGAUGCGCCAGACCUUCUCUCCCUUCGGGCAGAUCAUGGAGAUCAGAGUCUUCCCCGAUAAAGGCUACUCCUUUGUCAGGUUCAGCUCCCACGAGAGCGCGGCGCACGCCAUCGUCUCCGUCAACGGCACCACUAUAGAAGGUCACAUCGUGAAGUGCUACUGGGGCAAGGAGACACCAGACAUGAUCAGUCCUGUUCAGCAGAACCAGAUCAGCUACCCCCCAGCCUAUGGGCAGUGGGGGCAGUGGUAUGGCAGUGCCCAGCUCGGACAGUAUGUGCCCAACGGUUGGCAGGUGCCUGCCUAUGGUGUCUAUGGGCAGGCCUGGAACCAGCAGGGCUUCAACCAAACGCAAUCCUCAGCUGCAUGGAUGAGCACCACCAGCUACGGGGUGCAACCACCCCAGGGCCAAAACGGAAGCGUGCCAGGGUACCGUGUGGCAGGCUUUGAGACGCCGUGAAGGUGGUGGGGAUGAGGGUGGAGGGCAACAAUCCCCCAGCUGGGAGAGGAAUCUCUUAGAUUCUGUCUUAAUUUAUUGAAGAGAAAAAAACAAAACAACAACAACCCCCUCCCAAAAAAAAAACCCCAAAACCACAACCCAAAACCCCACCACAACCCCCCCCCAGAACUAACAAAAACUACAAACCAAAACCCACAAGCACCAAGGAAUUGAUAUUUCCAUCCACUUGGGUUAAAAAAGUGACCAAAAAAAGGAAACAAACCCCAAACUCACCCCAAAAAUGAGCUGCUGGAUAGCUGCCAACUUUUUGCUUUCCUUUUUUGGGUUUCUUCCCCCCCCUCCCCCUUUUCCAGGUGUUUUUAAUUAUUGUUGUUCCAAAUCCGUGGAUUUCAAACCACCACAAAACGCAGGGACCUGCUGCCACCUGCAGAGAACCGAAAAGGGAGGCAGCAAAUUGCACAGCAGGUUCUUUUGUUUGGGGGGAGGGGGAGAGGGGUUGUUGAGUGUUGUUUUCUUCCUUCAUUUGCCCUUCCUUCGUUUUCCCUCCCUUCCUCCCUCUCCCUUCAUUUGCCCUCUCUUCUUUCCUUCCUUCUGCCUUCCUUCCUUUGCCCUCUCUCCUUUCCUUUGCCCUUCCUUCUUCUCUCCCUCCCUUCC
Pogoniulus pusillus (Red-fronted tinkerbird) is the source of this 1921-nucleotide messenger RNA. It is a transcript of the gene TIA1, whose product is annotated as TIA1 cytotoxic granule associated RNA binding protein. The record is from RefSeq and is a predicted model, not a curated record. Gene Ontology annotation, molecular function: RNA binding. The coding region runs from base 158 to 1267 and encodes 369 amino acids. The transcript is spliced from 12 exons. Lineage: Eukaryota; Metazoa; Chordata; Aves; Piciformes; Lybiidae.